UCUUAUCUUGACAAGAGAACUUGACAUUGAAAAGCAAAAUAAAUAGCAUUGAAAAUUAGAACUUACUGUCCUGUUUUUAAUUAUUAUUUGUUUAUAUAACAUACGUUCUUCUUCAAAAUGCCACAUUUCAGAAUCGAAACCAAUGUGCCUAAAAGUAAAGUCCCGCAGGAUUUCGUUUUGAAAGCUGUACCGGUGUUAGCCAAAGCACUCGGGAAACCGGAACAGUACUGUGUAGUAUCAGUAAUACCAGAUGUGCAAAUGAGUUUUGGAGGGAGCACAGAUCCUUGUGCAAUUGCAAAUCUGAUGUCUAUUGGAGCUCUUGGGGUGGAGCAGAAUAAAAAACAUGCUAAAGUAUUGUUUGAGCUAGUUGAGAAAGAGCUGGGGAUCCCACCUGAAAGAAUGUACAUAACAUUCCAGGAUGAACCCACAGGCAAUGUUGGAUUUAAAGGAACAACUUUCCAUGCUAUCUUUGGAUAAAUUUCAAGAGGUUUUUCAUAUUCUAUACAUAUAUUUCUUUAUAUAUAUGUCUCAAUGAUUUA
Messenger RNA from Pectinophora gossypiella (pink bollworm), 539 nucleotides. It is a transcript of the gene Mif, whose product is annotated as macrophage migration inhibitory factor-like. Bases 118 to 477 code for a protein of 119 amino acids. The record is from RefSeq and is a predicted model, not a curated record. The transcript has 3 exons. Lineage: Eukaryota; Metazoa; Arthropoda; Insecta; Lepidoptera; Gelechiidae. Gene Ontology annotation, molecular function: phenylpyruvate tautomerase activity; cytokine activity.